This is a messenger RNA of Ceratosolen solmsi marchali, 1485 nucleotides long. Its product is annotated as sushi, von Willebrand factor type A, EGF and pentraxin domain-containing protein 1-like. The transcript has 6 exons. The annotation marks the transcript as partial. The record is from RefSeq and is a predicted model, not a curated record. NCBI's taxonomy places the organism in Eukaryota, Metazoa, Arthropoda, Insecta, Hymenoptera, Agaonidae.
CUAUCCAAGUUGACUACGAUCUUUACUUCAGCGAUCCAACACGCAGUAGUGCAAUGCAAGUUAUUCCAUUCUUUACUGGAGCUAAGAAGAGCUUAACGAUCGCAAUGUGGGUGCAAUUCACUCAGCGCGACGAAGCUGGAAUAUUCUUUACCUUAUACGCCGUCAGCUCUCCUCAUGUACCUACUAACCGCAGACCAAUGCUACAAGCACACAGUAACGGUGUCCAAGUUUCCCUAUUCCACGAUUUACAAGACGUUUACUUGCCAUUUAGAGAAUAUGCCACGAUCAACGAUGGCCAAUGGCAUCACGUUGCCGUUGUUUGGAACGGUGAUAACGGUGGCGAAUUGACACUUAUUACAGAAGGUUUAAUCGCUAGUAAGACCGAAGGAUAUGGUAGUGGAAGAACUCUACCUUCUUAUGCGUGGGCGGUGUUGGGUAAGCCGCGCAGCGAAGUCGGCAAAGGAUACACCGAGUCCGGCUUCCAGGGUCACCUCACGAAAAUUCAGAUCUGGGACCGAGCGCUUCACGUAACGAAUGAAAUUCAAAAACAAGUACGAGACUGCCGCACCGAGCCCGUCCUUUAUCAAGGGCUCGCGUUAACCUGGACGGGCUACGACGAGACCAUCGGUGGAGUCGAGCGCAUAGCCCCAUCACACUGCGGUCAACGCGUCUGUCCACCGGGCUACGGAGGCAGCAAGUGCCAACAGCUCGAAACCGACAAGAUACCACCAAAGAUCGACUACUGUCCCGGCGAUUUGUGGGUUAUCGCAAAGAACGGGUCGUCGAUUGUCACGUGGGACGAGCCCAAGUUUAGCGACAACGUGGGGAUAGUAAGAGUUCAGGAAAAGAGUGGACAUCGAUCCGGACAGACUCUCUUAUGGGGUGCUUAUGACAUUAGCUACGUAGCGUACGAUCAGGCUGGAAAUUCUGCGAGCUGCAGCUUCAAGGUUUACGUGCUGUACGACUUUUGUCCGGAACUGCCUGAUCCAAUUGGUGGAACACAGCAGUGCAAGGAUUGGGGCUCGGGUGGUCAAUUCAAGGUUUGUGAAAUUUCUUGCAAUCCAGGACUUCGAUUUGCUCAAGAAGUGCCAAAGUUUUAUACGUGUGGAGCCGAAGGUUUCUGGCGCCCCACUACCAAUCCUGGCUUACCACUUAUCUACCCAGCUUGCACAAGCUCUUCGCCAGCACAGCGUGUUUUCAAAAUUAAGAUGAACUUCCCAACUUCCGUGCUUUGCAACGAGGCUGGACAAGAAGUAUUGAAACAGAAAGUCAGACAUGCCGUUAAUUCAUUGAACAGAGACUGGAACUUCUGUUCUAAUUCAUUCGAAGGGACGCGCGAAUGCAGAGACCUGAACAUCAACGUCCAAUGCGAUCAUCGUACGCGUUCGGCGAGACAAGCCCAUGACGAAGAUGCCGGAACAUAUACAAUCUCCGUUGAUGUUCUUGCAGAACCGUAAGUUAUUCCUUACCAUUGUACACCUCUGA